GAUGUGAUGUCUAAGCGAAAAAGUGGACAUGAAAAGUUACGUGAGAAAAACAUAAAGCUUCUGCGAGAAGAUGCUAAAACAACUAAAAAUCUACUAUCCAUGUUUUCUAAACUGAAUUCAAAUACCCUGCAACACCAUGCUGAUGCUGAGCCUGUUGAUGAGGUUCAAUCUCACGUUGCUAAAGAGACCCAAACAAACCUUGAUGAUGAAGAUGGCGUUCACUCUGACACUAAUGAAAUGACACAACCAAUCCUCAUUCUAAACAUCACAGCUUCUUCAAGCAUGGUUGAACAUACUGGUAAUAACGAAAAAACUACUACCCGAGUGAAUGAUUGGUUUAAUAAGCCUCACCUGAAUGAACUGACAACUUUCUAUAAAUAUCACCCACAUCAGCCUGAAACACGUCACUUUAAUUCAAAAAUGGUAUAUUAUCGUCCUGAAGAUGGUAUGCAGCGUAUGUUUCUUUCAUUUUCAGAAGAAGAAGAGUGCCUGUUUUUCAGUGUUUGUUUGGCACAUGGAAAUGAGAAGCAGAAACCAAGUUCGUUUGUAACAGGUUUUAACAGUUGGACUCAUAUUCAUCAACGUAUUGUGGAACACGAAUCGUCAAAGAGACACCAAGAAUGUGUCGAGACUUAUCUACAUUUCUCUGCUAAUCGAACCAUUCUAGAUAUGGUAAAAAGAUAGCAAUAUAGUCUACGAAAACAGCAAGUUUUACAUCGUAGAUUGAUCGUGGACAGAAUAGUGUCAAUUUUCAAAGUGAUUGGUAAACGUGGUAUGCCAUAUCGAGGUAAGGCUGGUUGCGAAGCCGUCAAUGUUUUGGCUAAUGAAAAAGUGGAUCAUGGGACAUUUCUUGAAAUCGUGAUUCUUGUCGCGAAGUACGAUGAAAUUCUAAAAGCGCAUUUGAAGGAAAUUAUCGACAAAAGCUGAAUAAUAAACAGGAUAAGAGGAAAAGAGCUAACAGAAAUACUUACAUUUCUAAAUCCACUGUAAACCAAAUUAUAUUAGGAAUCGCUAAAUUAAUUAAAAGUGCCAUUGCUGAAGAAGUACAACAAGCGGGAAUAUUCCCAGUGCAACUUGACACAACUCAAGAUGUAACACAAGCGGAUAAAUGUGCGAUAAUCCUGCGAUACGUUACCGACAAAGUUGAGGAGCGACUUAUUGGUGUUGUCGAUUCACAUUCUGGAAAAGGCAGUGAUCUGUGCAAAUUGAUGUCAAAUGUUUUGGAACAAAAUGGCAUUGAUAUUAAUAAAUGUGUGUCAGAUAGUACUAAUGGAGCGUCUAAUAUGGCCGGGGUAUAAAAUGGGUUUACUACAUUCUUAGAAAAAGCGUCUCCUGGACACACUCACACAUGGUGUUAUGCGCAUGUUUUAAAUAUGGUCGUACACUUUUUGGUAUACUUCAAAAGGCUGCUAUGUUUUUUCGUGAGUCCUACUUGAGAAUGGACCUUUGGACAGAUCACAUGAAAGAAAAAAAUGGCCAAAACAUUCACAAACGACUAAGUGUAAUCGGUGCUACUAGAUGGGGUCCAAACACGAUGCCCUUCAAAAGUUUUUUGGUACGUUUUGCGACGGUGAAAGAGCAUUAUACACAGACGUUGUUCAAGUACUGGAAAUAGCAGUCUCUUCCACUAAAUUAAGUGUUGAAGCACGCUAUGAUGCGCAGUGUCUAUUAACGUCCUUAUUGAAGUAUAAGACUGUACCGACGGAAUUUGUAUAUCUAAGAAUAAUGGAAGCAACCACACCACUGUCCAAAUACCUACAGACGUCUUGAUUGAAUUUUAUAAAGUCGUUUGAGGUGUUUAAGUAACUAUUUCAGAAAUUCAGACUCAAUCACGCAAUUUUGAUCAAGUUAAGGUGGCUGCAGACCAUUUCAUUAAUGUGUCCGCAACCAUUCUUGACGAGAAAGAAUGUGAUUGUGUUAUACAGACAGAUUUGCCAAUGGUACGCAAAAGAAUAAGAAAAGUAAUUCCAGGAGAAUUAGCAAAUGAUGAUCCACUUACAGAUCCUUUAAAAAAGUUUGAAGUAGAGGUCCACAAUGGUAUUCUAGACACAGUGUUAAGAAGUCUGUCGACUCGGUUUGCAUCACACGGUGAACUGUACUCUGAUAUGAGUUGUUUUGACCCCAACGGAUUUUCUGAGUUAUUGGAAUGUAAUAUUCAAAAAAAAGCCCUACAGAAAAUCUGCUGUCAUAUUUCGGCAACAGGCGAAGAAACGCAGCUGUUGCUUGAGCUGUUGGACUUUGCAAAAAAGUGGCCAGUUUUAAAAAAAACAUUGGAAGAGAGUUACGAUUGUUCUGAUCAAAUCAAGAUUGAUGAAGAUGAGGUUGAAAAUGAAGAUGACGCCACCAACCAUAAAUGCGGCCCUCUAAAGAAGUGUCGCUCGUGCAUUUACUGUUGCUACCAUGUGCUUCGAAAAUAUAAUCUUUACGGCAAGAGCUACUGCAUGCUGCACAGGGCUUACAAAUUCAUGCUCACAAUUUCAAUUACCCAAGUGGCUUGUGAGAGGAGUUUCAGCAAGUUGAAAUGUGAUUGCGAAGUCAGUUGACAGAAGAUCACUUGGACUCACUCUUGAUGAUGUGCAUUGAAAUGGACAUAUUGAGUAACAUAACCAACGAUGAAAUUAUUGAUGAACUUGCUAAAUCGAGUGGUGAAUUAAAAAAGUUACUGUUUUUAUGAUUUUGAGUUUUUGUGAUUUAAAUAUGAAUUUAUAAAACAAA
Molecule: messenger RNA, 2715 nt
Organism: Hydra vulgaris (swiftwater hydra)
Lineage: Eukaryota; Metazoa; Cnidaria; Hydrozoa; Anthoathecata; Hydridae
Source: RefSeq, a predicted model, not a curated record